Salvia miltiorrhiza (redroot sage) is the source of this 1187-nucleotide messenger RNA. RefSeq lists its product as uncharacterized. The transcript is spliced from 2 exons. The coding region runs from base 179 to 859 and encodes 226 amino acids. NCBI's taxonomy places the organism in Eukaryota, Viridiplantae, Streptophyta, Magnoliopsida, Lamiales, Lamiaceae. The record is from RefSeq and is a predicted model, not a curated record.
UGCAACAACCCCUCUCUUUAAAUUCGUGAUAUCCAAUUUCUCCCACAUCCCGUCUCUGAUCUGCGAUUGCGUGCAAGCAAGCCGACUCUCUCUUUUUCUCCUCUACUCUCCCUCUCUCUCAAAAAAAAAAAAAAAACUUGUUUUACAGAGAGAGAGAGUGAGACCACAACGCGAGAAAAUGGGAGGGUGUGCUUCCAAGUCAAUGCUGAAGAACGUCGACGACGACGCCGACCUCGUUCCUCUUCCGGCACCGGAGAACCAAGAGGCUCCGGUCAAAGUAGAAGAGGCCAUGGCCGUCAAGAUCGAAGAGGAGAUGGAGCAAGAAGAGGCGAAGGUCGAGGAAGCUCUUGAGGAGGAAACAGUGAAGGCCGAAGAAGCUCUUGAGGAGGAAACAGUGAAGGCCGAAGAAGCUCUUGAGGAGGAAACUGAAGAAGCUCUUGAGGAGGAAACUGAAGAAACUCUUGAGGAGGAAACAACAGAGAGCCUUCCAAUUGAAACCCCCGAUGAUAAUGUAACAGUGAAAUCGCCCCAACCUUGUGAAGAAAGUGAAACAGAAGCUGCCCAUCAAUGUGUAACAGAGGCUGAGCAAAAUAAAGCAGAAGCCGAAGAAUCUCGGGCUACAGAAACUUGUGAGGAGAUCCAGAAUGAAGUAGUCGACGCUGCAGAGGAUGCAAAGAUGGAGAAAGAAGUUGAUGCAUCCGAUCAUGAAAAGACGUCAGAAGACGCUACUCCGGAGAUGGAGAAAGAAGCUGAGAAAAGUGAAACAACAACGCAGGAAGCGUCGGAGGCGGAGAAGAAAGUGGAGGAAGAGAAACCUGCAGCUCCUGACUUGAGAUCAAGGUUUAGGCUGUGGUUUUAGAGAUCCUCAUCUUCCAUCUUUUCCCUCUCAUUUUUUCACCUUUCAUUACCAUGUUUUUGAAGAUUCUUCAUUGCUUGUUAUAGAAUAACAUUCCGCUGCAUGCAUCAAUUAGCUCUUUCUUUUAGUUCCUAAUUAAGUUCAAUCUUCAUUGGGAUUUAUAUAUGUUAUUCUUUUGACCCACCUUAAUUUUGCUUAACUUAUCUCUAAUCAGGGCGGAGCUGCAUAGAGCCCAGAGGGUUCAUGGCCCCCUGGAUUUUUUUUAAUUAGUAGUAUGUAUUAACGAAUAAUUAUAAUAAAAUCAUAUCAUGGUAUUUUGAUUUGAGGUUCA